Messenger RNA from Photinus pyralis (common eastern firefly), 2099 nucleotides. RefSeq names its product proton-coupled amino acid transporter-like protein CG1139. Gene Ontology annotation, cellular component: vacuolar membrane. The transcript has 8 exons. NCBI's taxonomy places the organism in Eukaryota, Metazoa, Arthropoda, Insecta, Coleoptera, Lampyridae. Gene Ontology annotation, molecular function: amino acid transmembrane transporter activity. Gene Ontology annotation, biological process: amino acid transmembrane transport. The record is from RefSeq and is a predicted model, not a curated record. Bases 144 to 1526 code for a protein of 460 amino acids.
AUAACGACGGAUUCAUACUACAGUAUACAAUUUUGUAAAGCAACAUACCCUAACGACCGAUUCGUUAAUUCGUAUUAAUAAUUCAUUUGUGCUCUUUUGGUUUAUGUGAGCAUUGUGAGCCUGUACAUAUAUAACGGCUUUCGAUGAGGAAAAAUAAGGACAUCGACUUAAAUCUGGACGACUUUACAUCCACGACUAUUUUCGCGACCAAGGAAGUAAGAAUCCCAAAUGAUAAUGACGAGUCCAUAGAUAGUAACGAAGAUUAUAAUCCGUUUGAACACAGAGUAAUUGAGCAUCCUACAUCAACAAUGGGAUCGUUAAUUCAUAUACUAAAAGGCUCACUUGGUACAGGAAUCUUAGCAAUGCCAUACGCUUUCAAACACGCCGGAUUGGUGCUUGGAUCGAUCGCUACGAUCGUCAUCGGGAUAUUAUGCACGCAUUGCAUUCAUUUAUUAGUGAGUGUGUCACACGAGCUUUGCAGAAAGUUGAAAGUACCGUCACUAAGUCUAGCAGAAACGUGUGAAGCCGCCUUUGACAACGGUCCCAAACGCUUAGUCAAAUACUCAGGACUAGUCAAAACAUUAGCUGACAUAUUCUUGGUCAUCACCCACUCCAUGGGGGUCUGCGUAUACAUUGUCUUCAUAGCAGAAUCAACACAACAGUUAGUUAAACACUGGUACCCCGAAUUUGAAAUGGACACGAGAAUUUACAGCGUGAUUACUAUGAUACCAUUGCUCCUCUCAAUGCAAAUUAGACAACUAAAGUAUCUAGUACCAUUCUCCCUAAUAGCGAACGUAUGCCUAGUGAUCGGAUUUGGGAUAACGCUCUAUUACAUUUUCGAAGAAACGCCCGAUGUAUCCAAGGUUUCACUAUUUGAAUCGUUGGAGCGUUUUCCGACCUUCCUGAGCACGAUAAUUUUUGCAAUGGAAGGCGUGGGGGUAAUCAUGCCCGUUGAAAACACGAUGAGACAACCUCAGCGUUUGGUUGACUGGUUCGGUGUACUGAACGUUGCGAUGGGGAUCGUCGUCGUACUGUACUCGAUUACAGGAUUUUUCGGAUUCAUUAGAUACGGUAGCGAAACCGAAGCCAGCAUCACUCUCAAUUUACCUGUUAGUGAAGGCUUAGCGCAGAGCGUAAAGGUUUUGGUAGUGCUUGCCGUCUUCUUUACGUAUAAUCUCCAAGCUUACGUAGCUCUUGAUGUUAUAUGGAGACGAAUUUUAUCCCCAAGGGUUCAGGGCAGUCUAAAAGUGAACGUUACUCAAAUUAUAUUGAGAUGCUUAUUCGUUGCCAUAACAGUUCUAAUCGCUGUGGCUGUGCGUCAUUUGGAUGCCAUUAUUACGUUAUUUGGAGCAGUUUGCCUGUCAACUUUGGGAAUACUUCUACCGGCUGUAAUUGAUACUGUGCUCCACUAUAAGGAAUUGGGUUUCCUUAAGUGGAGACUAUUUAAAAAUAUUUUUCUGUGCGUCUUUUCGUUGACCGCACUCAUAUCGGGAUCUGCGACUGGUAUACGUAGUCUAUUGGCUUAACAGUUGAUUUGAUUUAUAGUUAUCAUUUUUAUGUAAAUAAUAAAUAAAUUAUUAUAAUAAGUAGGAAGGUUGCGACCACAAUUCGGACGUUUUUGGAAAUAUAAAGAAAAAUAUAGAUAUUUAGAACAAAAGUCUAAAAUGUUUUCAAACAUUCAGAAUUGUUAAUGUGGAAGCGCAUGGAGAUUGGUUCACAUCAAGUCUUAUAAAUUGUGCAAUGAAAAAUUUGUUCUUCCUGACGCCAAACAACAUUUAGUGGGAUUACCACUGUGGAGUGCGUGAUAUAGGUACCUAUGUAGUUACAGAAUCCCGUUGUUCGUUGUCAAUGUUUUUGUUAUUAUCUUUUGUAUGUAAAAAUAUAGAAUGUGUUAACAUUUUCCUAACCCCCUGAGGUUCUAUCCUAUUCUAUUCAUUAGGGCAGCCCGACCAGCCAUCACUUAGGCACACCAAAGGCCUAUAGACCCCCUUUCUUUCGCAACUAUUAUAUGGUCGGAGCCCGUUCUUUUCAAUAAAGGAUAGGGCCCUGUUUAGCCUAUAAGUUGUUUUACCCUCCCCGAUUCCAUACAACUGUCGCCA